Ambispora gerdemannii is the source of this 2790-nucleotide messenger RNA. NCBI's taxonomy places the organism in Eukaryota, Fungi, Glomeromycota, Glomeromycetes, Archaeosporales, Ambisporaceae. The record is from the annotation of a GenBank genome assembly.
AUGACAGUUCCUCAAGCUGUGGACAUUACUCUAACCCUAAGUCAAGAUCGAAAUGUAGUAGCACCUGCUACACCUGAUAUUGUUUCUUCUGACGGAGAAAACCCUUUUGAACGUAGGGCUAAUGAAGAGUCGCUUUAUUUUAGACCCUCACAUCAUCACCUUGAUGCUCCUACACUGAAACGUUCAACUUCAAUUUCUUCAAUCAGUUCCUACGCGUCAUCUAUUCCCGAUACUUCAAAACGUCCCGGCAACUCAACUCCUGACUCUGAUGUUUCAGAAUUGGCGCUUGGAGAGUCAGGAGCUAUAGCUCAGAACUGGUUUGCCAGUGGUACACUUUCUGCAGAGGGUCGCUGGUUCAAAGAUGAGCAGGGUAGAAUUUGUUUAUUACGUGGAGUGAAUCUCUGCGGACACUCAAAACUACCUACUGUUCCUAACGGCUCAACGUAUUUAAGCGAAGGUUUUUUUGAUCAUCGAAAUGUAUCUUUUAUUGGACGUCCGUUUCCUCUUGAUGAAGCUGCACAACAUUUUGCUAGACUAAAAACUUGGGGUUUAACCUUUGUUAGGCUUUUGGUUCCUUGGGAAGCUUUGGAACAUGCUGGACCUGGCAUUUAUGAUGAUGAAUUUAUUGACUAUUUGAUCGGCAUUAUCGAAGAGAUGCCAAAAUACGGCAUUAAAUGUUUCAUAGAUCCGCAUCAAGAUGCAUGGUCUCGUUUUUCUGGAGGAUCUGGUGCGCCUGGGUGGACCUUUGAAGUUGCAGGCAUGGAUAUUACUAAUUUCAAAGCUACCGGUGCUGCUUAUGUGCAAAAUGUCCAUCAUCAAGCCGGCGAUCCUCCUCAGCCGAUGGUUUGGCCAACAAAUUAUACAAAGUUAGCUAGUAGUACCAUGUUCACGCUAUUUUGGGCAGGCGAUGUGUUUGCUCCUAAUGCCACAUAUCAAAAUAAAAACCUUAAAGAAUAUCUUCAGGGAAAAUUCAUCGAUUGCUAUAAAUAUUUGGCAAGGCGCUUACAACAUCUGGAUGCUGUUAUGGGAUUCGAGAUGAUGAAUGAACCUCAUCAAGGUUAUAUUGGUCUCAAGAAUCUUGACCAAUUUGAUCCAAUAACAACACUUGUUUUUGGUGACUCCCCUUCUGCACUUCAAUCAUUCGCCUUAGGCGACGGCAUUUCUCAAGAAAUUGAAGUAUGGGUUAAAUCAUGGCCAUAUCCAACUAAAAAACACACUACAAAACUACUGAAUUCGGAGUGUGAACGUGCAUGGCUGGAUGGGCAUGAAUGUGUCUGGCGACAACAUGGAGUCUGGGAUGUUGAUGCCAAUGGAAAACCAAGAGCUUUGAAACACGGUUAUUUCCUGAACCACCCACAAACAGGAAAAAAAGUGGAUUUUUACCGAGAUUUUUACUUGCCAUUUAUUAACAAGUAUGCCGAAGGAAUACAAAGUGCAAAGCAGGAUUAUUUUAUAUUUAUCGAACCCCUUCCGAACGAGAUGCCACCACAAUAUGAAGCCACAGAUCAUCAUAAGGGUAUAAUAUAUGCUCCACAUUGGUAUGAUCUUAAAUCUUUGUUUACAAAAAGUUUUGAUGGACUUAUAACACAUGAUGUUCAGGGUCUAUCAAAGGGUAAGAAUGUAAUAUCAUCCACUUACUUUGGUCUUACAGGAGCCAAAAAAAAUUAUACAGGUCAAGUAAAGAACAUUGUACAAACUGGGCUUCGAAACGUCGGCCAAACGCCAUGUGUGAUUGGCGAGUGUGGAAUUCCUAUGGAUAUUAAUGACAAAAAAGCAUUUGAGACGGGUGAUUACACCCAUCACAGUAAUUUUCUGGAUGCCGUACUUUGUGCAAUGGAGCGAAAUUUAGUAAAUUUCACACUUUGGAAUUAUAACCCACUCAAUGACAAUACUCAUGGCGAUCAUUGGAACGGCGAAGAUUUUUCAAUAUAUUCACCUUUACCAAAAUCCAAAACAAUUUCCGAUACAAUCACAACCGAAACUAAAAUUUCCAAAUACUCCAAAAACGGAACUACUAAUACCAAAACCACCAUCAAACAAAAAAGAACAUUCCAAAAACUAGAAAUUCAGACUACACUCGAAAAUACACAAAUCCAAUCAUCCAAUGAUAGUGAUAAUAACGAAAGCGCUGAAUCACAAUUAAGUCCAACAAGUCCGACCACGCCUUUUGAUUUAACACAGGUACACUUUUUGGAUCAGAGUGAUGGAACAGAUGAAGAUCACCAUCAUCAUAUUGGGGGUAGAGUUUUAGAUGCGGUAUUGCGACCUUAUGCUGCCAAAAUUGCCGGCGAACCAGAAUCAAUGGUUUUUAAUUUAAAGAAUUUAAAAUUCACCCUCCAAUUUAAGAAUUACUCCGCUUCAACACAUCCAAUAUAUCAAGCUGGAAACAACGAUCUUGCACCUCCCGAAACAGAAAUAUUUAUCCCGAAUUACCAUUACAAACAACGCUAUCUUGAUAUUCGUGUUUCCGACGGAGAUUGGAGAUACGUAAAAAACAGACAGACCUUAUAUUGGCGAGUUAAAGACUGGAAAACUCCUGGGUUAAUACAUACCUUAAGAGUAAGUGUUGUCGAUCCGAAUAAAGUGACCGAUGAAAAGGCGGCACUGAAUUCCCGAGAAGGAAUGGCCGAAGAAAUCGCUAAAAAGAAUCGCAAUAGCCACAUCUCACAUACUUCUCAAUUGCCAUUACUUUUAUUUGGUAUAAUUGCUGUUGGUGUCGCGGUUCUUGUUUCUCAAAAUAUCGACUUGUCUUUUAAAAUACCAUCACCUCUUGAUUGGCUAGUUUGGUAA